UGACCAUACGAAUUGUAUAUUAUGAUCUACUGACCGCCUGACGAUACUUCGUCUACAUUAAAAUAUUAUUAUUAAGUAAUCCUUAAAGUUGUAUUUAACACUUUGUCUAUAAUUUAUACGACCUAUAUGUUAAAUUAAUUAUUUUUGCAGUGUACAACCGGUAAUAAGUGAAUGAUAGAAUGGCCUACUGACCUGCUGACGACAAAUCGUCUUUCAAACUGCAUACUUUUAGAAACGCGAUUUGUGAUAUGUUAUUUGUUUAUAUAAUCUAUUUACUCUACUUUUUUUGUUUACCGACUCUGCGUAGACGUCUUAGUUACUUCGUAUUGCGUUAUUGUUCUGCAACAUUAUUCAUAUACGCAUUAUAAAUUGAUUAUAAAAGGGUCUACUGACCUACUGACCCUUCAAUGUCCUUCAUGCGACUAUUUUUACUCAAACUUAAUGAUGAUUAUUUUUAAAACAGCAAACAUAAUAAUUCUACUAUUAUAUACUAACAAUUACAAAUGAAUUUUCAUCUGCAAUUGUUAAUGUAAGAUAGCAGAAUUAUAAAUCUUAACUAUUUUUUUAAAUACUUCAUCAUUUAUAUUGAGAACAAAUACAUAAGCAGAGAAUUCAACCUUUAAAGGCAGUUCACCCUCCUUCAUUGCAGAACAUUUCUGGAUAAAUUGAUGUACUGGCUCCUUCCGCCAAAAUUUCGCUCGUUCAUGUCGUUCUGCUCUUUGGUACAUUGAUCGCUAAUACAAUGAGAGAGAUUUGCUAUAUUCUUUUGUUUACAGAGAUUUUAACAGAGUAGGUGCAUUUAAUGUUCCACUUUUCAAAUUCAGCGUUAUUAUAACAACCAAUCAUUUAUUUUCCUAUAUCACUUUUUUCAAGAGAAUCUGUUCAAUUUUUUUUCCCUGAUUUUACAUAUUCUUCAUAUUUUCUGCAAAAUUGACAAACGUAAGUUUCUUCACUGAUUAUUUGUAUUUCCCUAUCACAUCGAAUCGUGCAUUUCUCGUGAUUUUUGCGAUGGCAUAUUAGACAUUCAAUUUUUUUCAAAUCUAUUUUCUUACACGAACAAUAAAUGCACUGGUCUUCCAUGUUUGCGGAUUUCAGCAAUAAUGUGUGAGCGACUGUUUCUCGAAAUUCUAUAGGAUUAAAAUUAAUAUUAAAUGCAUUUUGCUUUCCGAUGCAAUCCAUGUAGUGCAUCACAUACAAGCCACAAUUGUCGGUAUCAGAUGGUGAUUGGUAAGGACGAUUCUUCAUUACGUCACCUUUCACCCACUUUAUAUUUUUCAAUUUCUUGAAUGACGAUCCUUCGCAACAGUUAUCAAUAAAAUGCUUUAGAGCUCCUACAAUUCUAGUAUAGUCUUCCCGAAAUUCGUAAGGAUUGAGUAAUGUCAACUCUUUUUUCUCAAUAUUGAGAAUUACUAGUUGAAUGUGGUGAUUAAAUGAGUACGGCAUAAAUACUAUGUUCUGCAAGGCCUCAGUUGUCUGGCUAAUUCGUAGAUUUCUAUUCACUCUUUUUUCACUGUCUUUCCCUACGAUUGGGGUCGCAUCGUCUGUGGAGAUGUACGUUAAAUCAAUCCACUCAUCAAGACAAGCAGCAGCAAAGGCAUCAACGAUUGUUAAAUUAACCUCAUCCUCUCUUAGAAGGGUCGGAAAUUCUCUCGUAGUCACGGUAAUUAAUUUUCUAUUCAGGUAUUUAUUAACAUCAUAGCGUGCGAUAGUUACCUCUUUAUGUUCCCAAUUCAUAUAAUAGUAAGGAUCUUUGACUAAACCGUUAAAGAAUCUUGUAACACUAAAUGUACCUUCUUUAACAUUUCUGGCUUUAUCAAACUCUAAUACUUCUACGGCAUCGUUAUGUGAAAUCUUGUUUCAUUUUUCAUCAAGUGACACCAGCUUCGAAAUCUUGCAUGGAUUACUAUCCUCAAGGCACGGUGAAUGAUCUCUUUUUCGUUUGUUGAUUUGUUUCUCAGUGUCAGAUUCAUUUUCAUUCCCGGCUUGUACUUGAAUAAUUUCUGAGACACUUUCCUCUUUAUUUUUCUCUAAUUCUUGUACUUCCCGUGACAUUUCUUUGAUGUCCAACAACCUACCCACUCUGAAUAGUGCACCUAUAUUAAUUUUCGUCGUUCUCUUUCUCCUUGGCUGUUUUUGCUUAGCCCAACUUUCUUCCACGAGAGGAUUCGACGCAUCAUCCUCUUUCGCAUGUUCCACUAGCGCUUCUUCGCUUUGCAAAAUAUCGGUUGUUCUUGAUUUGUUCUUCGUAAUUUUACUCUUUUUAUUUGACUUUCUUUCUGCAGAAAUUUCACCCGCUUCGGAUUUUAACUGAGAAUUUUCCAAUGUAUUACGUGAUUUGCUUUCUCUAGACGUGUUCUGUUUUUCAGAUGCUACCGUAGGAUACAAUGGCCUUUUGCGCGAGUUUUUCGUUCCUGUCAGCUUCUCAUUUGCUGCAAUUAGCGCUCGAGUGGAUUCUUGAUCUGUCUUCAAUGCUCUGACUACAUUACCUAUCGAAGACUGACUGUAUCCUUUUAAUACUAGCUCUUUCAUGGUUUUAUUAGAGCUUUCGACGUAUGCAUUGCUAACUCUAGAGAUUCCUGGAGCAAAUAUAUCCAAGUCCAAUGAACUCCAUAGAAUUGCGUAAGGCAUCCACUUGGUUAUUACUUUUUCCAUGAAGUCUGGAGCGUAAAAUGGAUUAAUUUCCUUUUCUGAAAAAUCUUUUUCAUUACGUCGAAUUGCAAUCGUUUGCUCAUCUGCCAUAAUUUUAUUAAACUCUACGUAAUACGGUGAAUUUCUAUAGAUUGUUUCACUUUUUUCAAUAUCAUCACAAAUCGUGUUGAGCUCUUCGACAUCUUCUUCAUCUUUAACUGUUCCAGCAGCACUCUCAAAUGUGGAAGCAUGAUGAUUUUUCAAUCCAGUUAUUACUCGUAUGCUGUCUUCAGCUAUUUUUGCAGAUUUAUUCAAAAAAAUAACACAUACAUGUUUAAACAGCUCGUACAUAUGCUCUAAAUUUCUAGCCACGCAUAAUAGUUGCAUACAUCCUUUGAGAACUUGCUUAAAUGUCGGAUAUGUUUCAUCUGUUUUUCUUGCUACGUACACUUUGUCAAUAGUCUGCGUUAUAUUGUGUGAAAAGUGAGCAAAACAUAAUUUCACAGCUAUGAAAUCAGCAGGUAGGUUUUCUUUUUUAAGUAGAACAUUGAAUGUAAGUCGUAAAUACCUUUCGUACAAUAGAUCCAGUUGCAUCAAUAUGUAAAAUAACGUCUUUUUGACCUGCCAAUAAAUCGAGAUCUUUUUCUGCAUACAUAUGCGCUGUCAAAUCUAGGCCAACAAAUCUCAAGAAGGGAUCUUUUAAUUUACUUUCAUCUAUCCACAUUUGAAUGAGAUCUCCUAGAUCAAAGGAUUCCAAUUGCAAACGAUUUUUACAUUUAUCUUCAGAGCUGACCUUGUAGUAAACGUGUGCUCUUCGUAUACUACCCGGAUGGCCAUCUCCUAGAAGUUCAGUGCUGUUCUCUGUUACUACUUUCUUGAUAAGAGAUUUAACAGAUUGAGUCACGCAAGUCCGUGUCGUAAUUAGCCAUUUCUGGCACCGUGUAUAUCGCACUCUCUAAGCUCGUGCGCUAACCUCACGCUGCCGAAAAGAACUGCAUACGCCACGAAUUUGCGUGACUGCGGAUUUAAUCAAGCAGUGCUAUAAAAUAUUGUACGAUACUCAAGUCGUAUGUUCACUUUGCGGGACGGCGUAAGCACCCUCGCUACGCUCGGGCGCUUAACCUUUCCGUACCACAAUGUGCCUUAUACGACACUUGUACCGUAAUGUACUAGUACAGUUUUAAUUAUUUGUAAUACUAAUGUUAUUUUCAUGAAGGUUCGACAUUUCUUUUUCCAGUUGAAACGGUUUUAAAAAAUUGCAAUUUAUGGUGUAUCAUAAAAGAAUGAUAAACGAUAACAUCAAAUCUCCGCGGUAAAAAUAUAAGUAUUAUUUUUUUUCAGGUACAUACUUCAACAUACUUUUAUCAACUAUUUCAAAAUCUAUUAAAAUUCCUAAAUUAAAGUCGCUAUACAAAACGGAGUAUUUCCCCGUAAUGUUUCGGUAAAAACAAAGAAAAGGAGACUGGACGGGUGAAAUCCACUAAGUAGAAGCAGAGAUACUGGCGUGUAUGGACGCGCGCACACACACACGCAUAUAUAUUAUGCAUCCAUUAUGAUUCUAUUAAUAACCGUCCGACACUUGAAUUUUAAUGAGCACAGAUGUCGAAGGCCUGAUAAUAUUUUCUGCGGAGUACAACAUAGGAACAACAACUGCCUAAUGCUUUUUUCAAAUUGCCGGCUUUCGUUUUUUGCCGUGUGCGUUUGAUCGCAAAACAAUGACAUUUUUUCAAUUUUUGUAAUUCUAUGAGCCGGCGCGAAAUUCCAUGCGCAUGCGACUGUAAUUGUUGCGCACAAUGCGCGGGAGUACGUCCGCGCGCCUCGUGUAUGCUGCACACCGAGGUCUGUGACGGGCAAACAUAUACAUAUAUAAUGCCGCGAGAAAGCGAAGGGCUUUUCUGCGUGGCUCGAGUGCAGCAGCCAGCCCUGUUAUGCGCGUGUACACCUUCCCCACACCAGCAAGCGAUAAAACGAUUGUUAGACGCGGCUUUCUGCUUCGCGCCGAUGGGGCGCCGGAAAUCGGAAUUCUAAUUUUGAAGCUUUUGGAUCGGUACGGAUGUCCAAAGAAGCUUCUAUAAAAUUAUGAACAUACGCCAGGCGUCAUACACUCGCACCGAGCUCGAAAGUUUUUUUUGCCAAUCUACAAAAAACCCAGUAAAUAAACUAUGAGCCGCCGGUCGAACUGAAGAUGAAGUAGCCUAUAGCGUACACAGCGCAUAUCGCACCUUCUCCCCUUUCUAUAAACUGAAAAACUAAACAUCCUCCCGCUCGAAAACUGACAUUUCGCGCGCGUCAUCAAUGAAGCAUUAAACUCUCCAGCGGCGGCCAUAAAUUCGAGCGGCGCGAGCCUUGACGAGAAGACAAAUAUUAUGUACACCUUGCUGCCGUAGGUACGUGUAUUCGCAAGCUUCGCGCGCACUCCCCCCGAGUAAGCUUGACCGGCGCAGUACUCAGCGCGCGUGAAUACACGUGAAUGCCACAUACUACAACAUUCAAUAAUGGAUAAAUCGAAUGAUUAGCGAGAGGACGGGGCUAUAGUCUCAACGCUGCGUCUCAGCGCAAGCUCUUCUCUCCGUGUAUAAUAAAAAAACCACGACUAGAACGGUUGAAAGAUUUUCCACUUUUAAUUGAAUGAUAUAAACAAAUAAGAGCCAACAUACCUUUCGUACCAAAUCCGAGGUAAACACCACGUCACCGACAUCUCCAAAAUGCUCUGCUACCAGUGUAGCCGCAGCCUCGGACGUUGCAUUUCGGAUGUUGAGUAGCAUUUUACAAGUAGAUUUACAGAGAGAAAUAUAGGAAAGUAGAAAAAGUAGAAAUGCAAAAGAAUGUCGUAGAAGAAAAAGAAUGAAAAAUGAAAGAUAAGUAUGUUAAAUAAAGAGCAAGUAAUAGAGUAUAGAGUUUUAUUGGUUAAAAGCAACAGAAGCACGUGAAGCACGAAAAGUAAUGCGAUGUUGCACGCUCGGAAGUCACUUUCGUAAUGAGGAGAUUAACCGACAAAGCUAAGAAGGCGCUACUGCUACUCAUCAAUUCGGCGAAUUUUUUCUAUCGUCGACGUAAACAAGUGCCGAGUCGAGCCCUUUGCGCGCGUGCCGCUGUCGCCGGCUCGCGCCGCCACCCGCCCCACCUCCUCGCCCAGUACCUAGCCCUGCUUGACACCUCGCGCCAUAUCUCAGCGUCGCAGUAUAGACAGCUAUAACUGACCAUACUAUACGUUCCUAAUUUUCGCCGAGUUCGUUAGUGCCCACCGCCCCUCUCCCCGAUCAGUCAUUUCCAGUGCAGCAGCCUUCCCGACAACACGCGCUUUUCAACGCAACGCAACUAUGGGAAACAAUAUAAGCAACAUGGAGGACAAGUCUGAUAUGGAGAGCCCAUGCAAACGUAGCUGCAGUCAGGAUUAUAGCAUUGAAGCGCAAGUAGCCGUGCGUGGGCCGCCCGCAUGCUCGGCCGCCCCGGCAACGACCUCCGCCGGAAUUGCAGCGGAGGCAGCCAUGCAGCCGAUACCGGUAGCUGCAGCUAAAGCUCAAGCACCAUCGCCGACAUCUGCUUGGACUGGCACACGGGAGAUUCCUGCACCAUGCAGCCAUGGCUGCUUUCAGCAGCGACAGGAUGAAGCGCAGCUAGCCGUGCGUGGGCCGCCCGCAUGCUCGGCCGCCCCGGCAACGAACUCCACUGCUUAUCCCCUGGCUGCGGAGGCAGCAAUGCAGACGAUGCCGCAAGUUGCGGAUUUUACAAGGGCCGUCACAUGGGAGAUUCCAGCACCAUUGGACGUUUGCCGCCGUCAGCAGCCAUGCGAUGCACCGCAGGUAGCCGUGCGUGGGCCGCCCACAUGCUCGGCCGCCCCGGCAACGAACACCGCCGUAAGUUCAGCAACGGAGGCAGCAAUGCGGCCGAUGCCGAAAGCUCAAUUUUUUACGCGAGCCUCUUUGUCGGCAAAUUAUUGCUCCAACUGCCGUUUUGCGCAGGAGCAGUUGGCAGUAGCGAAAGAAAAGUUGAUUGAACAGGAGGCUGGAAUUGAGCAGUUGAAAAAAAAACUGAAACUAGAACGAGACUUCAUUAAAAAAUUAAAAUAUCAAAUUAAAAUAAUCAAAUAUAAUCGAAGAAAUUAAUGUAAAGAAAUUAAUAAAAUAUCGUUCUGUAAACAAAUAUACUUGUUGUACACUAUUUUUAAUCUCGUUUUCUUGGAUACUCGCUGCUGGUUUCGAGUACUGGUGGUGGUGGUCUGCUUUUCUGCAACGCGGCCUUCUGCAAGAGCGUUUACGCGGCAUAGCGGCGGCAGCUCUUUCGUCGGUCUGUAAAAAGGAUGUGCGCGAGGAGGAGAGAGAAGGGCACUACUCGGGACACACAAGAACUAAUAGGCGGAGCGAGAAACAAGCUGACCGCUAGAUAAGCGAAAGCUCGGACCCGGCGCGCGAUAAUUUAUUUCGAAUGCGCACCGGGCCUCUUAUCUACGAUUCUCUUACCUGCAGCGCGACGUCUGUAUUAUAAGGCCAACGAUCAAGUAUUGUAACAUUAUACGCGUGAUAGCAGACAAAUGACUGUCGUUAUCGAUAUACUGCAGUCAUUGUCUAAUAAUGUCAGACGUCUCACAAAAGGGAUACAUGCUGCGAUCGCUAGGAAAACGGUCUAGCGUCCUCACAUAACUUUUAAUUUUAACGAGCCGUGGGAGCGAUUCUAGCCAUUUAUAAUUCACGCGAGGUCGCUCUUUCUGUCCUGCUGCAGCAGGCCCGCUCUGCGUGGGCCUUGAGAUAAAAAACGAGGAGGCUCCUAGCAAGGCCGAGCAGUGGACACGAGAGCAACGGAUCCGUCGUGGGAGUCGCUCGCGCACAAUAGUCGGAAAGGGCGCACCUCGAAAAAUCGCGUGCGUACAACGGUGUAAUAAGGACGAACCCUGCGUGACUCCGAUAAAUGUAAGAAAAUGCAAAUACUGCCGCGGCUCUACUUGGCACAACCGAAAGUCUGCGUGAGGAAAAGUAUAUUGGGCACCUGUAACGGGCAAUAUGGAUUUUCCGUGAGCGUCAGCGUGUUUUCGUGCAGUUGUUAAAUUGGACAUUCAUCUACAGAUUUCUCUAGCGCGCCAGCGUAGUGAGAAAAAAAAUCGCGUCGUACCCGCGGCGACUAACGUAAACGCAGGGGUGCGUCGGUUGAAUUUUGUACUCGAGCAUGACUCCGCUCUCUAUUAAAAUUGAAUUGAGAGAGCGAAGGAUAAAAAUCCACUCGUGCGCAGUGGCCCGCUUUAUAGCCGAACGCUAAUUGAUUUUCCGCGCUUCACCUCCGUCUAAACGAGAUGAGGGAAGGGUGGCUUAGAAAGCCGAUAAUCCAAAAGAGCGGGGUUUAAAUCCUG
Molecule: messenger RNA, 7969 nt
Organism: Nasonia vitripennis (jewel wasp)
Lineage: Eukaryota; Metazoa; Arthropoda; Insecta; Hymenoptera; Pteromalidae
Exons: 5
Coding region: 5949-6734 (261 amino acids)
Source: RefSeq, a predicted model, not a curated record